UAAUCUCAUGGCCAGCACCUCGUCCUCGAGCUAUGCAACCUGGCAGCGUAUAUGGGACGACUCUCAGGCAAGGCUGUCUUCUAUACAUGAAUCUCUCACCCAUGAAGCGACGCCAACGCCGCGAAUUACACGCGUCGGGAAGCUCGAUGCGGAGCUACUAGACCAAGAGCUGGUACAGGUCUUGCAGGAUCCCCUCGCGAAGGCUCUCGCCCUUGUUAACUCUUCCUUCAAGGGCCACUUUGAGCCUGAGCUGACCCUAUGCAUCCAACUUACCCUGUUCAAGUUCUCGCUUUGGGACACUGGCGCAACAUAUGGCGCAAAACUACAGGGAUUACGCUAUGCGGCCUUACCCCAUUUAGAUGGAUCUUCAAUGUCAUUCAGGUUACCCCGCCGUUUGCUUCUUAUACAUGGAGUAAUCACGACGUUAGUGCCCUACUUUCAUACUCGCCUUAGGGCACACGCACUGUCGCAAGCUUGGCCGGAUGCUCCCUCUUCUGACAGGAGAAGAAAGGCAUGGGAGCUUCUUACCCGGCUUGAGUCGCUGCAUUCCACCUUAACGCUGCUAAAUUUUGUUGCCUUCAUGUGGAACGGCAGGUAUAGAAUGCUCGCGGAUAGACUGCUGAGAAUGCGUCUCGUUUCAACUCAAAGGAUCACCUCGCGAGACGUGUCAUACGAGUUCAUGAACCGCCAGAUGGUCUGGCAUGCAUUCACUGAAUUCUUGCUAUUCCUGCUACCUCUAAUUAAUACGCGGACCAUUGGACGGAGACUGACACAAUUGUCUCAAAUCUCUAUCACAUCUGGCAUUCCUCAACCUAUACGAGCCGCGUGUGGCCUGUCAGAAAGUACUGAAGCUGGAACACGCUCAAGUGCGAAGCGGGGAAAGUACUGGUCGCUAUACCUGGACCAAUGCGCGAUCUGCCAUCAAGAUAGUAUGACGAACCUUUCCGACCCUACAGCUGCACUCUCCUCAUUGACGGCGCCGAGCUACUCAUCAUCAAACACGGGUCCUCCGCCCGAUGUCACAGAAGGAUCCGAAGAAGAACCACCACCUUUCCCAAUCCACACGCCGUAUAUCACCGACUGUGGGCACACUUACUGUUACGUCUGCAUCACCGGCCGCCUAAUGCGCACCGCAGAUGAAGCGUCAGGAACUGGACCUGGAGGUACGAGAUGGGAGUGCUUGCGGUGUGGAGAGGCGGUAGGCAGUGCGGAGAGAGUACAGAUGGAGGGGGUCGAGAGUGAGCACGGCAGCGAGGGCACGAGCUUUGAGUUUGGAAGCGAAGACCUGGAUUUUACCAGUGAUAUGAGCGGGAGUCUUGGAGAUGACAACGAGUCGAUUGCUUCAGAUUGAAGAACAAUUGAGAUUACAUAGUAUCAAUGUUGUCCUCGUUCGGAAAACACAUGAGCUGGAUUGAUUGAUUGCCUUAUCAGGGAUGGUCGC
This is a messenger RNA of Phanerochaete carnosa HHB-10118-sp, 1441 nucleotides long. RefSeq lists its product as uncharacterized. Gene Ontology annotation, cellular component: peroxisomal membrane. The record is from RefSeq and is a predicted model, not a curated record. Gene Ontology annotation, molecular function: zinc ion binding. Lineage: Eukaryota; Fungi; Basidiomycota; Agaricomycetes; Polyporales; Phanerochaetaceae. The transcript has 5 exons. Gene Ontology annotation, biological process: protein import into peroxisome matrix. The coding region runs from base 8 to 1351 and encodes 447 amino acids.